AUGGCUAGGAAAAAUCUGAGUAAAAAGCCGAACAGGAAGGGACUUGCAGGUGCUCUCGCAAGACAUUUACUGGCUUCCAAGGUCACCAAACCGAAAACAGUUGCUAACAGUCGUCCCAAGCUUGGAGAUUCUCCCAGUUCCAAAGACGACCCAUUGAAGAAACCUUUACAGGAUAUUCCAUUACAUCAGAAAUUCCAGCCUUUCAAACAGGAUGACAAAGUUAUUCUUGUUGGAGAAGGUGAUUUUACCUUUGCCAAAAGUCUAGUAGCUCAAUCGUACGUGAAACCUGAGAAUCUUAUCGCAACAUCUUUGGACAGCGAGGCCGAUACCCUUUCUAAGUACUCAGGCUCUAACGUUCAGGAUACCUUGAAGUUCCUUCGGGAUAGUAACGUGCUAGUUCUCCAUGACAUAGAUGCCCAAGAUCUUGUGGGUAGCUUUAAGCUCAAUAGCCGUAAAGAGAAUAUGAGUCGACUGAGAGGUUGGACUUCCAUGGUGAACUACAUUGUCUUCAACUUUCCUCAUCUUGGUACUGGUAUUAAGGAUAUAGAAAGAAAUACAAUAGCCCACCAAAAGCUGUUGGCUAAGUUUUUCCAAUCUUGUGAAGAUUUUUACAAAGUCGUCAAACGUUCACUCCCACCACAAGAAUCAAUCCCGGUCCACUACACACAACUUCAAGAACACAAUGAUGACUUUGAAUAUGAUGAAGAUGACGAACAUAAACCUUCCCCCAAAAAGGCAACGGAAGCCAAAGACAGCAAAGUUGUAGUCUCACUUUUCGAAGGGGAACCCUACCAAUCGUGGCAAGUAAGAGAUUUGGCCAGAGACUCAAUUGACUAUAAAGUGCAGCGAUCUGGUGCUUUCUAUUGGGACAUUUAUCCGGAAUACCACCAUAGAACAACGGUUGGUGGCAAGAAAGAGACAACAAGACCUCCUACGAAUAGAAAGGCUCGCAUGUACGUUUUUGAAAAGUACCAGAGAAUUGGAAAACCAAGGAAAAUUAAGUAG
Komagataella phaffii GS115 is the source of this 1005-nucleotide messenger RNA. RefSeq lists its product as uncharacterized. Gene Ontology annotation, cellular component: cytoplasm. The record is from RefSeq and is a predicted model, not a curated record. NCBI's taxonomy places the organism in Eukaryota, Fungi, Ascomycota, Pichiomycetes, Pichiales, Pichiaceae. The coding region runs from base 1 to 1005 and encodes 334 amino acids. Gene Ontology annotation, molecular function: rRNA (uridine-N3-)-methyltransferase activity. Gene Ontology annotation, biological process: rRNA base methylation. The transcript has a single exon.